AUGGCGCCUUUUUUGAGAUCGACGCUGGUUUUGGCGUCUCUCUGGAUAUCCUCUGCCUUCGCUGAGGAGCACGAAAUGCAGCAAUUCAGCUGGUACAAAGAUUACUACCCGCAGUCCGAUCAGUAUUGUUUUGAUGGCUGUCGGACUACCGUCAAAUCGAUCACUUUCACCCUGCCUGAUACACUAUCUGCCGAUGCAGACUGGCGUACUUUACAAUGCAGCAAUACACUGCAGAUCAUGUCAAUAUUCCACUGUGCUCAGGCCUACUGCACCUAUGAAGAGGCAAUCGCUGGUCGCAGCGCUUUGUUGCCAGAUUGUGAGAGAGUCGGAAUCUCCUUUCCUACCAUUGCACAAUACCUUCUCUCCGACACAGCACUGGCCGCUCUACCAAGGAUCAACUCCACUGCUGCUGCUGCGACUGCUGCGGCGCCGUUGAAUUCGACUGUAAUUCCGGAGAAGGAAUGGGCGGCAAUUGGGGAGCGUACAGACAGAUCGUUCUACGGAGCUUGGGACCUUGGAUUCACCUUCAGCUUCGCACUAAUCGGCUUCUGGGCCCUUGUCGUUCUUGUUGGAAUGGUACACCGAAUCUCUGAAAUGUUCAUGGCUCGCGAUGUUUCAUCGCAUACCCACAAGCGAGAAUCGAGUACCUGGCUGUGGCUUCGAAGGAAGCUUAUCCUCCCUGCAACCUUUGGGAAGCACUGUCAAGAAGCCACGGGAACAGGCACAAUCCCACCUCGAAUGGAAWCUGUCCUGCUGGUGAUCUACUUACUCAUGAACUUUGUGUUCUGCUUCCCGGGCUACGAUGUCUUCACUGGCAAUCUAUACUACGCUGGUAAAGAACUGCAGCUUAGUCGCUACAUUGGAGACCGCACCGGUUUCCUCUCGAUGGCUCAACUUCCCAUGGUCUGGCUUUUUGCUGCCCGCAACGACCCCUUUUUGUGGCUCACCGGAUGGUCUUAUGCCACAUAUAAUCGCUUCCAUCGAUGGAUUGCUAGAAUCUCGACGGUGCAUGCCAUUGUGCAUAGUAUUGCGUACUCGGUCUUUUCUCACUACAAUAGCACUCCCACUUACAACGACUACGCGAGUAGUUGGAAGCUCGAAUAUUGGUACACUGGAGGGAUUGCUACCAUCGUCAUGUCGCUCAUGAUGGGGGCUUCCGCUUAUUACUUCCGAGCUAGAUGCUACGACUUGUUCCUCGCCGUUCAUUUUUCGAUGGCUCUUAUCUUCAUAGUGUGCUUGUGGUACCAUAUCCGCAUCUUCAACGGCGAAUUUUCGUACUUUUACUGGCCAUGUAUUGCUAUCUGGAGUAUCGAUCGGCUGCUGCGUAUUGGUCGUACAGUCUAUGCCAGUGUCUUGCCACGGUUCGCUCAUGGCGUCAAAGCUACAGCAAGCUAUCACCCAACCACCGAGAUGGUACGCCUGGACAUCACCGACUUCUUCCCCGAAAAGGCAAUAGUCCCUGGGCAAUACUACUACAUGUACAUGCCUGGUGGACUUCGCGGCUACGAAAGCCAUCCAUUCACCAUGUGUUCGUGGCUUCGACCAGAUAUGUCCCCGCCUUCAUCCCCAACCGGAUCUUUUGCAAAGAAGGAAGUCGACCACCAUGCCCGCUCAAUGAGCUCGGACGACCUUCCAGACAACGAGGUGGCCCAUUCAUUUUUGAUUCGACCGUACUCCGGCAUGACAUCCCGACUCCAAAAGAAACUCAUAAACUCCGCAGACCAGAUUUCGGUUCAAGAAACUAUUUUCCUCGAGGGACCCUACGGCGACGCACUUGAUCUAUCCCACUACUCGGACGUCCUCGUUAUCUGUGGUGGCUCCGGGAUCACAUCCGCAAUCUCUCACUCCAACUUCCUCGUUUCAAAGAUCGGCUGUAUGACACGAGUUCAUAUCGUCUGGGCAGUACCUCAGCGUCAUCUUCCGGACGACAUCUGCGCGAAAGAACUGGCGACUGUGAUUCACAGCAAGAGAGUCAACAUGGCGGUGUAUCUCACAGGCGCGGCAGAAGAUGAAGCUCAGGAUCCAAAUAAGCUACCAAUCAACCCACCAUAUGAGAUACGGUUCGGAAGACCGCAUAUCGAGGGCGUGAUGAGGGAGUAUCGGCAAAUCAGUGCUCGCAACUUGGCCAUCGUUACGUGUGGAACACCACAAAUGGCGGAUGUCUGUCGAGCUGCGAUAGUCAACGUACUGGGAGAGGAUGGUGUUGAUGUCGGGUAUUACAAUGACAGCAUGGAAUGGUGA
Ramularia collo-cygni is the source of this 2241-nucleotide messenger RNA. RefSeq lists its product as uncharacterized. Gene Ontology annotation, cellular component: plasma membrane. Gene Ontology annotation, molecular function: ferric-chelate reductase activity. The record is from RefSeq and is a predicted model, not a curated record. The coding region runs from base 1 to 2241 and encodes 746 amino acids. NCBI's taxonomy places the organism in Eukaryota, Fungi, Ascomycota, Dothideomycetes, Mycosphaerellales, Mycosphaerellaceae. Gene Ontology annotation, biological process: intracellular iron ion homeostasis; iron ion transport; copper ion import. The transcript is spliced from 6 exons.